AUGACGCAGUACAGGCAGAGAGCUGUGCAGCUGGAGGCAGACAGGCAGAGUCUGCGGGGGCAGAGCAGACUGCUGGCCCGGGUUCAGGACAUCAUAGACAGCAUGCAGGUACGCAAGCGGGCGAUAGACUCGGAGGACACAGCCCCGACCUCCUGCUUCCCCAAAAAACCUGAGCAAAAGAACGGCCUUGCCCUGCUGCCCAACAUGUCCAGCCCUCCCCGGGGGGGCGGGGCGGCGGGAGGCGCUAACGGGGGCCUGCCCCCGGAGUGGGGGAGCCCCCCGUUCCCGAACGGGACGGGAGAGGGGGCGGAGGCGCGCGGGGAGGGCGACGAGGGCGGCGGCCGGCUGAGCCUGCAGGUGGUGCUGAAGAGGUCCCGGGAGUGUCUGGAGAGGGAGCAGAGCCGCCGGGGCUCAUGGGGGAGCUGCAGGAGCGCGCCCGCCACGCCGGGCGAUAGCCUCUCCGACAAGGAGAACGAGGACGGCCGCAGUCCUGCCCCCCGCCCGCCCGGGCCCGCCGACUCCACGGACUCGCUCUACGGCUGCACCCCGCGCAGCCUGACCGGGUCCUACGCUCAGCUGCCCAGCCCCGAGCCCAGCCUGAGCCCCCGCCCCCACCGCCGCAGGCCCCGCCCUGUCUCCGCCGGCAACAUCCUCAUCUCCUGCCCCGUGAGCGCCGCGGAGCUCAGCCCGGGGGGGUCGGGGAGGGGCCGGGAGGGGGGCGCACGAGCGGACGGAGGGGCGCUGGUGGACGACGUGUCCCCAGAAAAGAGGUCCCCUGAUGGCCAUUCUCCUGCGGGCUCUCUGCCCUCUACAGGCAGCGACAGAAAUAGCAGCCAUUCAGUCCCCAGCCCGGUCGGUGACCCGGCCACCCCAGUGAGUACUUCUGUCCGGAGCGCAGCCGAACACGACAGCUUUUCCCCCAGCCUCCUCAGGCGGUCCCACACCCUAGACAGUCCCCCGCCCCCCUCCCAGUCAGGACCCCCUCUGGGUCAGAGCAUGGAGAAGGCCCUGCACCUCCCGGGCGGCAUGCCCCCGCAGUCAGCCAGCCGCCGCUCACCGCCCGCGGCCCUCAACCAGUCCUACGACGUGGAGAGCCCCUCGCCGACGCUGCAGCGGCCCCACGUCACCUCCGGCCCCAGCCCCGGCCACGCCAAACACGGCUCCCCCGAGGGGCAGCUCACGCCCCUGUCAGCACCCUCGAGGGAGCAGCACAGGCCCACGGAGGAGGAGGUGCAGUGGCAGGUCCAGGCCCUGGAGGAGGUGCGGCGGCGGAUGGCGGAGGAGCACGCUCAGCAGCUGUCCCUCCUCAUCGCCGAGCAGGAGAGGGAACACCAGCGCCUCCGACAGGCACUGCAGGAGAAAGAGUGGAGGCUGAGAGAGCAGGAAGGUGACCAGGCCCCUGACUGGAGGGCCCAGAGUGUCAGCUGCCCCUCCCUGAGCCCCACAGAAAGUUCUGGACAGAACGUGCACAGUACUGGUUUCCCCUCUGUGGUCGGCCCGAGUGCACCCUCACCCGCUGUCCAGCCCACCCUCUCCCUGUGGGGACCUUCCUGGGGGACGGGCAAGCCCCCGGGGAGAGCGAACCAGGUGGUGACCCCAGAGCUGCAGGGGGCGCUGUGUCGCCUUGGUGCUCUGGCGCGCGGAUUUCUCACCCGCAGGCUGCUGAAGACGGAGAAGCUCAAACACCUGCGGCAGACCAUACUGGACACACAGGAGUUCAUCCGCUCGUUCCAGACUGAAGCCCCUCAGAAGAGGGGAUCCCUCUCAGCACAAGACAACGCCCUGCAGGACAGAGUCAGAGCUCAGCUGCGAGCUGCCCUGUUCGACGUGCACGACAUCUUCUUCGUGAUGCCGACGGAAGAGAGGCUGGCCCUGCUGCAGCAGGACAGAGAGCUGCGGGCGGAGAGGAAGCUCAGAGAGAUGGAGAAAGCCAAGAGCCCCCGGGAGAGGGCCAUACUCUCAGCCGCCACCCAGAGGUCACUGGAGAGUAAGAGGCAAAGGUGA
Molecule: messenger RNA, 2004 nt
Organism: Megalops cyprinoides (Indo-Pacific tarpon)
Lineage: Eukaryota; Metazoa; Chordata; Actinopteri; Elopiformes; Megalopidae
Product: centriolar coiled-coil protein of 110 kDa-like
Exons: 9
Coding region: 1-2004 (667 amino acids)
Biological process (GO): regulation of cytokinesis; centriole replication; centrosome duplication
Cellular component (GO): centriole
Source: RefSeq, a predicted model, not a curated record